Scomber japonicus (chub mackerel) is the source of this 1421-nucleotide messenger RNA. It is a transcript of the gene decr2, whose product is annotated as 2,4-dienoyl CoA reductase 2, peroxisomal. The transcript is spliced from 10 exons. Gene Ontology annotation, molecular function: 2,4-dienoyl-CoA reductase (NADPH) activity. Bases 148 to 1047 code for a protein of 299 amino acids. Gene Ontology annotation, biological process: fatty acid catabolic process. The record is from RefSeq and is a predicted model, not a curated record. NCBI's taxonomy places the organism in Eukaryota, Metazoa, Chordata, Actinopteri, Scombriformes, Scombridae.
CCAAGCGUCCAAGGUACAAAUAGUUCCUACUGAUAGAAGCAGCUAGUGAGGAAUAAACGUCAAACUGCAUGUUUAGUGUUAGUAGAGUGCUUUGUCUGCCGGUCGUUUUCCACCAUUAAAGGAGUAGGACGUGUUUUCUUCAACAGCAUGGCAGAGCCGCAGAGAAAGGGAGAGCUGAUGCCCGAAGACGUCGGUACUGAUGACUGCUUGACUUCAUACACACACAUCUACAGUCCAGAUUUACUCAAAGAUCAGGUUGCAUUAAUCACAGGUGGUGGAUCUGGAAUUGGACUCAGGAUAGCUGAAAUCUUCAUGAGGCAUGGCUGCGACACAGUGAUUGCCAGCAGGAACUUGGAUAAGCUGAAAGAGGUGGCUAAAAAGCUGUCUGCUGUUUCAGGACGCCGCUGUCUCCCUUUGUGUUUAGAUGUGAGGCAACCUGAGAGCAUCGCAGCUGCUGUGGAUGAGACUCUGAAAGAGUUUGGCCGCAUAGACAUCCUUAUUAACAAUGCUGCUGGAAACUUCCUCUGCCCGGCUAGCGCACUUUCCUUCAAUGCCUUCAAGACAGUUAUGGAGAUUGACACUAUGGGCACAUUCAACACCAGCAAAGUGGUUUAUGACAAGUGGUUCAAGGAUCAUGGUGGCAACAUUGUGAACAUCUCUGCAACACUUGGAUACAAGGGACAGGCCCUCCAGGUGCAUGCUGGGUCUGCAAAGGCUGCAAAUGAUGCAAUGACCAAGCACCUGGCUGUGGAAUGGGGGCCCAGUGGGGUGAGAGUCAAUACUGUGGCUCCAGGUCCUAUCUCUGGCACAGAGGGCUACCGUAGACUAGGUGGCCCGAGAGGGGAGGCUGCUGGUGCGUUCCAGUCCAUUCCUUUGCAGCGAGCAGGCAACAAGACGGAGAUGGCUCACUGCACUCUUUUCUUGGCAAGCCGGGUCUCCUCCUACGUGACUGGAGCUAUCUUGGUUGCGGACGGCGGGGCAUGGCUGACAUCAGCUAAUGACGUCUCCAUGCUGUUGGGUAUAGCCUCUAAAUCAGCUAAACUCUGAACAAGAGCUCUCCUGUCCUCCUCCUGACACAGGUUAUUGGUCAUCAGAAAAGAAAAGAGACAAGUAAACGCUGAAAAGAAUAAUUUACAAGCCAUCUGUAGCACUGAUGCUGCAUGCACAGUAUUUGUGGUUUGUCUCAACCACUGCUGCCUAAUGUUUAAGACUGAGUGGAGGAUCUGAACACUAACACCUUAUACUUACUGUACAAAAAAUCUAAAAUGUUAUAUGUAUUUUAGUAAUGGAUCAAAUUAUAUAAGAAAUCAGGGACUUUUCACCCCUUACAGCGCUGUUAACUGUCAUCAUGCAUUUCAUGUGUCAUUUUGUGUGAUUUUUCAUUACCUACCUAUUAAUAAAACUUUUAUAAUUACAGUUAA